Nezara viridula (southern green stink bug) is the source of this 294-nucleotide messenger RNA. The record is from the annotation of a GenBank genome assembly. Lineage: Eukaryota; Metazoa; Arthropoda; Insecta; Hemiptera; Pentatomidae.
AUGCAAGGGGCUGCUCCACAGCUUGUGACAAAUGCUCGGGCCGAUUGUGUCCGAGCCCUGCUGACUAGAGGAUAUUUUUCAUCCCUAAACCAUGCUGACUGGGCCGCACCUCAUCUCCUCCGUUGGACAGGUUUCCGAUUGGCGAAUGUCUCGAGACGGAUGGAUUUAACUGGGUCAACGCGAUUCACUAUCAGUGGCAAAGACUGGUUUGGGCCUCCUCAGCCUCUGCAAAUCAUGAAUCGCCAGGAAGUACUCUACCAUCCUGAAGUUCAUCACUCAAGAGGAACAUCCUGA